GCGCGCAGUUUGAAGAUGGCGGCGGCGGCGGCGGCCGGCGAUGGGUCCUGGGGUUGCUCGGCUCCGUUGGCUCCGCCGGAGGCCGUGGCCGCCGACUGGAUGCUGGAGUUCGCCUGCUCCUGCCUGUGCCGGCACUUCGGGGACAGGAUCGGGGCGGAGUUCUGGCGGUGGAGCGACGUGGCGCAGUCUCUUAUCAACGGCUUUUUCAAAAUACCAACACAUCAGAAAAAAAGGGUUUAUGUCUGUCAGCUUUUGAUAAGAAUUGCAAAAGGAAAAAACUUUGAAUUACAGUUUGAAAAUGGUAAAAAAAUUUCACCUUUGGAAUCUGCUCUGUCUUUCUGGACUUUACUUGAAAAGGAAGAAACUAAACUGGAAAAGCUUCAUGAAGAUAUUCGUCACUUGAUUCAAAUUCAGAUUGUAGCAGGUCAUAUAGAGCAUGGAUAUUUUAAGGAAGCUACCAAUGUUCUUGAAAGGCUGUUUACAGACUCUGAAUCAGAUAAGCCUUUAAGGGUGAAGCUGGCGACCGUAAUUAAAAACAAGGAUCCAUAUGUUCCUCUUCUCCAGAGCUUCAGUUACGGUCUUUUAAUAAGUAAAAUCAAGUCCUACAUUGAACUUUUCAGGAAAGAAAAUGAAACUAACUUCUUAAUACAGGAAGCCACAAAAUAUGCAGAGUCUAAAGGAUUGGAAGCAACAGCAUUGCAAAACCAAUCUGUGAAUGUCAGUGAAAAUGACACAAGUAAUUUGGACACAAAGCAAAGAUCGGUGAAAGAGCAACAGUAUAUCACAAAUCAGUCCCCUGGAAGGCCUUAUUCAGGGCAGAAACACACAGGGAGCAGAGUUCUUCAGAGUCUGAACAACUUGCAUAAUGUGGAAAACCAUGGAGUUUCAGCUGGUGGCCGAAGAAGACAGCGAUGGACUUACAACGAAGACUUGGAACUGAAAUCAGGAGUAAGGACAUUUGGAGUGGGUAACUGGGCUAAAAUUCUGGCCCAUGGUGACUUCAACAACCGAACAAGUGUCAUGUUAAAAGACCGGUGGAGAACAUUGUGCAGGACUGACCUAGCCUAG
Molecule: messenger RNA, 1068 nt
Organism: Myiozetetes cayanensis
Lineage: Eukaryota; Metazoa; Chordata; Aves; Passeriformes; Tyrannidae
Gene: TERF1
Product: telomeric repeat binding factor 1
Exons: 10
Coding region: 16-1068 (350 amino acids)
Biological process (GO): telomere maintenance
Cellular component (GO): nucleus; chromosome, telomeric region
Molecular function (GO): protein homodimerization activity; telomeric repeat DNA binding
Source: RefSeq, a predicted model, not a curated record